UUGGUAAUUUAGAAAGGUCACAUUGGUCAAAAUAAAAUCUAACUGCUAUAGUGCGAAGUUUGCGAAUAUUCAAUUAGAAUUUGGUUUAUUUGCUUAAAUUAACCGUUUUCUUUAGUUUUAUUUAGCCACUUGUGCAUAUAGCUUGUGUUGAUUAGUUGAAUUUUUUUAUUAACAAUCAAAAUGAGUUCUCGCUUCGCGGUUGUUGAACAAGGCCCGCCAAUUGAGGUUUUCCUGCUUAACAAACUCUUUACAGACGAUACAAAUAAAAAUAAAGUAAAUUUGGGAGUUGGUGCAUACCGAGAUGAAACUGGUAAACCAUGGGUCCUCCCUGUUGUUCAGAAAAUGGAGAAGCAGAUGGCAGCUGAUGAAACUCUUUUACAUGAAUAUCUCCCUGUUCUUGGUCUUGAGCAGUUCAGUAACCUCUCAGUUUCUAUGCUAUUGGGUGAAGAUAGUUCUGCCAUCUCUGAAGGAAAGACUUUUGGUAUCCAAGUUCUAUCUGGCACCGGUGGUCUGAGAAUUGGUGCAGAAUUUUUGAACAAGCAUCUUAAAUAUACCACUUUCUAUUACUCCAACCCAACAUGGGAAAAUCACCACUUGGUCUUCGUAAACUCUGGCUUCACACAGCCGCGCGUUUACAGGUACUGGGACCCCAAGACCCGAGCUAUAGACUUCGAUGGAAUGAUUGAAGACCUAAAGAAUGCACCUGAGAACUCGGUCAUACUGUUACAUGCGUGUGCGCAUAAUCCUACUGGAAUAGACCCCACUCAUGAACAAUGGAUUAAGAUCGCUGAUGUUAUGGAAGAACGCAAAUUGUUCCCGUUCUUCGACAGUGCGUACCAAGGAUUCGCGUCUGGAGACUUAGAUAGCGACGCGUGGGCCGUGAGGUACUUCGUGAAGAGAGGAUUCGAACUUGUUUGCGCACAGUCAUACGCCAAGAACUUUGGCUUAUACAAUGAGCGUGUGGGUAACCUGACCGUGGUGGUAAACGAUCCAAAGCUGAUCCCAGCCAUGAAGUCCCAACUGACGUGGGUGGUUCGUGGGAUGUAUUCGAACCCACCCGCUCAUGGUGCAAGAGUAGUCGCCAAUGUACUGGCUGAUAAGAAGCUCUUCGAUGAAUGGAGAGGCCACAUAAAAAUGAUGUCUUCCCGUGUUAUGCAAAUGAGGGAUGCGCUCAGGGCCGAACUUAUCAAACUUGGCACCCCCGGAAACUGGGACCACAUUGUAAAGCAGAUCGGUCUUUUCUCCUACACGGGUCUGACGAGCAAGCAGUGCGAGCAUUUAAUCCAGGAACACCACAUUUACCUCCUCAAAUCAGGUCGAAUUAAUAUUUGUGGAUUAAACGCCUCCAACGUGGAGUACGUGGCAAGGGCCAUGCACGAUGCCAUCACCAAGUUCCCGGCGCAAGAUGAGCAACCAUCAAAAUUAUAAAAUUUGGCCCCUUUACAAUAUGGACGUGCAUUUGAGUACUGAAAUCAUCACACGAAGAAAGGAUUAAAAAGUAUUAUUUGCAUAAUGACAAUUCAUUUGUAUUAAAAUAACUGAGUUA
Molecule: messenger RNA, 1546 nt
Organism: Pieris brassicae (large cabbage white)
Lineage: Eukaryota; Metazoa; Arthropoda; Insecta; Lepidoptera; Pieridae
Gene: Got1
Product: aspartate aminotransferase, cytoplasmic
Exons: 10
Coding region: 181-1428 (415 amino acids)
Biological process (GO): L-aspartate biosynthetic process
Cellular component (GO): cytosol
Molecular function (GO): L-aspartate:2-oxoglutarate transaminase activity; pyridoxal phosphate binding
Source: RefSeq, a predicted model, not a curated record